Messenger RNA from Anolis carolinensis (green anole), 5657 nucleotides. RefSeq names its product notch receptor 4 (gene notch4). Gene Ontology annotation, cellular component: membrane. Bases 258 to 4958 code for a protein of 1566 amino acids. The transcript is spliced from 26 exons. The record is from RefSeq and is a predicted model, not a curated record. Gene Ontology annotation, molecular function: Notch binding; calcium ion binding. Gene Ontology annotation, biological process: cell differentiation; Notch signaling pathway; multicellular organism development. Lineage: Eukaryota; Metazoa; Chordata; Lepidosauria; Squamata; Anolidae.
GACAAUGGAGUUCUGAGACGGCAGGAUGUGCCUUGUUCUUUCUGGGGGGAGAUGGCAAGGAGGAAAUAAUGCCCAAGAGUUGUACAAGUUGUCCGCAGAAGUGAGGUUGAAGGGACUUUCGUAGCCUCCGUCCUCCUGGUUGCUUGGUUUUGAUCUGACACUUUGGUCUGGAUGCCUGAACCCAUCUGCAUUCAGUCCUAUAUCUGAAGGAAUCGGGGGUGAACUGGAGAGAGAAAUAAGAAAGUUUUGCAGAUAGGAUGAUGCAUUGGCAGCUGCUGUUCGCUUUGAUUCCACUUGCCGGAGGUCUACCUUGCACUCAAAUUUCAUGCAAGAACGGAGGAACCUGCUUGAACCACUCCAACGGGUCCUUUACGUGCCUAUGCUUUACAGGAUAUGUUGGAGACUUGUGCCAGUUUGUUGACCCCUGUACCCACAAGCAGUGCCAGAAUGGGGGCACAUGCUCUCUCCAAAUGCUCCGUCCCCCAAACCCUCCCACCUCCACGUGCCUUUGCCUCCCUGGUUUUACAGGGGAGCAGUGCCAAGGCCUGGUAGGAGACCCCUGCUUCCCUUCGCCAUGCCAACAUGGAGGAUCAUGCCAGCGCCUCUCCGGAAAGCAGUAUCAAUGUCAAUGUGUAUCAGGAUGGACAGGAAAGAAUUGCCAGCUGAUGGAUUUCUGCCCGGCAAACCCAUGUGCCAAUGGCGGGACGUGCGUCAUCACCUACCCAGUCAUCGUUUGCCAGUGCCGGCCGGGGUUUGAAGGACACACCUGCCAACAUGAUGUCAAUGAAUGCUUUGGGGACACAAAUCCCUGCCUCAAUGGAGGCCGGUGCAUUAAUAGCGUGGGUUCUUUCCGUUGCGUCUGCCCUCCCAAUUCCUCUGGACCCCUCUGCCAGUACCGCCUGGCACCGUGUUCCCCAGAAAUCUGCCUCAAUGGUGGCACCUGCCAUGAGGUGGAUGAACGAUACCAUGGAUGCCUGUGUCUCCCAGGCUACACAGGUCAAUACUGUGAGGUGAACCCAGAUGACUGUGUAGGGAAUCAAUGCAGCAAUGGGGGCACCUGCCUGGAUGGAUUGGGGUCAUAUUCCUGCCAGUGUCUCUCAGGCUGGACAGGACUUCAUUGCCACCUCCACGAUGCCUGUCUUGGCAAUGCAUGUCAUCCAGAUGCACACUGUGAUACUGACCUCCUGACUGGCCACGCUGUUUGCACAUGCCAACAAGGUUAUACUGGAGCCCUGUGCAAUGAAGACAUCGACGAGUGCCAGAUGGGUGCAGAUCCCUGCGAACAUGGCGGAAGCUGCCACAAUACACUUGGCUCUUUUACCUGCCGCUGCCCCGAAGGCUACACUGGCUCCCGGUGCGAAUCCAACCUUAAUGAGUGUCUCAGCCAGCCUUGUCAUAAUGGAGCCUCUUGCCUUGACUUGCUGGGCAAAUUCCAGUGCCUCUGUCCCUCAGGGUUCAGUGGGCCAUUAUGUGAAGUGGAAGAAUGUGUCACAGACCACUGUCUCAAUGGAGGAACCUGCCUCCAACAAACCCAAGGAUUUACCUGCAAGUGUCUCCCUGGCUUCGAGGGGCCUCGCUGCAAGCGGGAAGUGGAUGGCUGUGCCAGUAAUCCAUGUAGGAAUGGGGGCCAGUGCCAGAAUUCAAUGGGGAUUGUCCACUGCACCUGCCCACCAGGUUUCGAGGGGCACCACUGCGAGAGGGAGGCCAACUUAUGCCACAGUGGCCCCUGUGACCACGGGACCUGCGUGAACACCCCCGGCUCCUUCACAUGCGUAUGCUCUCCAGGAUUCACGGGACCCCUCUGUGUGGAGCUCAGCGAUCCCUGUCAGAACUGGCAGUGCCUCCAUGGAGGUACUUGCCAGGUAACAGAAACUGGGUUGCAUUGUUUCUGUCAACCAGGUUGGGCUGGUGAAGACUGUGGCACAGAGAUCAAUGCCUGUGAUUCCAGCCCUUGCUACCAGGAGGCCACUUGCAUUAGCCAAGGAGGCACUUUCAGUUGCCUCUGCCCCAGUGGCUACCAAGGGAUAACAUGUGAAGAAGAUGUGGAUGAAUGCCAGGCAGAUCCCUGCCUUCACUCUGGAUCCUGUCUUAACAGCCCUGGAACUUUCCGUUGUCUUUGUCCACAGGGUUACGCUGGCCCAAAGUGCCAAAUAACCUUAGAUCUUUGUUCACCAAAUCCAUGUGGACAUGGAGGCCAAUGUGUUGUAAAAGACUCUGCCCCCCAUUGCCUCUGCUCCCCGGGUUGGACUGGCUCUCGAUGCCAACGACAAUCAAUUCUGAAUGGAGAUAACUGCACAGAUCCAGUUGGAGGGUUUAACUGUCAGUGCCUUCCAGGGGGAAAGUGUCCAAAUGGAGGAACCUGCAUCAGGAUCUCUGGUGAAUUUCGAUGCUUGUGCCCACUGGGAACCACAGGUCCCCGCUGCGAUGUGGACCCCUGCUCUCUCCCUGGUCCGCAGUGCUACUAUGGCGGCACCUGCGUGGCUCAGCCGGAUGGGUUUUCUUGCAUCUGCCCUACUGGGUAUGUGGGCAAGCGGUGUGAGGGGGUGGUGGAUGCCUGCUUCUCCCAGCCUUGCCACCGACCCGGUGCCCACGACUGCCAGUCCAGUGAACAUGGCUUCCACUGUUUGUGUGCCCCAGGAUACACAGGGAGACUGUGUGAAACUGUGACUGACAGUUGUCAGGCCAAUCCCUGCCUCAAUGGUGGAAGCUGUACCAUGAUGCCUGGUAACCCUCUUGAAUUCACCUGCCACUGUCCACAGGGGUAUGAAGGAACCACCUGUGACCAGCACACACCAUCUUGUGGGCCCUUCUUCUGUCACAAUGGCGGGGUUUGCAUUUCACCCCAGUCCAGACCACGGUGCCUCUGUGUGGCUGGUUUCUCUGGGCUCGACUGCCGCCAACCUCCCUGUUCUUCGGGUUCCUGCGCAGCUGCCAAUGACACCCUGAAACCUGAAUGCCAGAAGACCUCAGGAGAUGGGCGUUGUGACCGGGCCUGCAGCUCCCGUGAGACCAACUGGGACGGUGGCGACUGUUCCCUGGGCUUGCUCAACCCUUGGGGAGGUUGCCCAAAGCAGGAGCUGUGCCAGGUGGAUUUCCGGAAUGGGCAUUGCCAGCGCUCCUGUGACAGUGAAGGUUGCCUGCAUGAUGGCUUUGACUGUGUCCAACAGAAGCAAUGCAACCCGUCCUAUGCUAUGUAUUGCCGGGACCGCUUCCGUGACGGACACUGUGACCGAGGGUGCAACGUGGCUUCCUGCGGGUGGGACGGAGGAGACUGCUUGUCAUCGCCUGUCCCAUCGAAGGCACCAGUAUUGGGGCUGGUGGUCCUGCUUCCCCGGAAAGCCAUCCCUCUGUUUCUGCAUUCCCUGACGGUUGUCACGCGGGCCGUGCUGCAGGUUAUGCGGGAUGCCGAAGGGAAAGAGCGGAUCUAUCCCUAUACUGGGAAGGAAGAGCUUGGAAGCAAGAGCAACUGGACUCAGAAAAAGACUUCUGUAACAGAAACCAUUGGUUUUACUAUCUUCCUGAUUGUGGACAGCAGCUUGUGCUCAGGGCGGUGUCCCACAUCCCCCAAAUCCGUUCUGAAUAUCUUGGGGGCCAUGUCAGCAAAGGGAUCCCUGGAAUCCUUAAUUCCACACCCGCUGGUUGCAGCCUGGCUGGAGUUGGUGGAAAAUGAUCCGCAGACGUCCCUUCCGCGUUUCUCCGGGCCCCUCCUUUACGGCGUGGUGGCAGGUGUUUUGGUGAUCGCCUUGGGCAUCUUUGUGGGAGUCUGGAGGAUCCGCCGGCCCCAGCAUCGGGAACAUGGUUCACUGUGGUUCCCUCCCGGAUUUGCUCCACACCAGAGCAAGAAACGGCGGCGGCGGAGAGAACCUCUUGGGGAAGAUGCUAUUGGGUUAAAGCCAAUGAAAAUGGAGAUUGAAUUUGUCGAAGAGACUGAUAUGUUUUCCAGUCCCCAUUAUGAUGGACCUCUGAACACCAAGGAUGUGGAGGAUGAUUCUGAUUGUAUCUCAGUGCCAGACCAGGGCCAGCCAAAGCCCAAGAGGCAGAUGCCGGGCAGCACGCCAACCCAGGAAAAGAGCACCAGGCCAAAGAGUGCAAAGAAUCGAGAGCCAGUUUGUGGUUUGACACCCUUGAUGCCUUUGGCUGCUUCUCCCGGCUUGGAAGUUGAAGGAUCCUGGACAGACCAGCAACCACACAACUCUGGAGAGACUCCCCUUCACUUGGCAGCUCGCUUCUCCCGUGCCGAUGCUGCCCGCCGUCUCCUCGCCUCUGGGGCCGAUGUCAAUGCCCGCGACCAGUGGGGACGCACCCCCUUGCACAGCGCAGUAGCCGCUGAUGCGUUGGGUGUCUUUCAGAUCCUACUCCGUCAAAGGCAGACAGAUUUGGAUGCAUCCACCCAAGACGGCUCCACCCCACUCAUCCUUGCCACGAGGCUGGCGGUUGAAAACAUGGUGGAGGAGCUGGUGGCCAAUCAUGCAGAUGUCAGGGCCACAGACAAGAGAGGAAAGAGUGCCCUCCACUGGGCUGCAGCCGUGAAUAACGUCCGUGCCGCCCUCGUCCUGCUGAGAAACGGAGCUGACAAGGAUGCUCUGGACAACCGGGCACAGACCCCUCUGUUCCUGGCUGCUCAAGAGGGGAGCUACCAAGUGGCCAGCCUCCUUCUCCAACAUGGAGCCAAGCAGAACAUCCGAGACCACCUGGGGCGCCUCCCAAAGGACGUGGCCCGGGAGCGUCUCCACCAUGACAUCGUAUCUCUCUUGGACCAGACUUCUCCCUCUUGUGGGACUGGCCAGCUCUCUCCACAUAGACCACGGCCACAGGCCCAUCGGACUACGGCCAACCCCCACAGGUUAGCAGGGCAGAGUAGCCACCUGCGGCUAACUCCUGUGCCUGAGAAGGAAGAUCUUUUUAAGGAAGCUCCAAAUAGCUCAACUGAAGAUGCUGCCAGACCUCCUGCUGAGUGACUCUGCCCCUUCGGGAUGUGGAACAGACAGACAGGAGGACGGGGGUUCAGUGAUGUUGGGUCGAGCCACGGUGGGGUGUUAUCCCCACUGAUGUGAGUGCAGGAAUGAUGGCGUCACAGGAAAGCAGGAUGGCUGGAUGUGUCAUCGCUCCUGGAAGGGACCUGAGGACAUUUUUGAUGACAUGCAUGAUUAUGUCAGAUAGCAAGGGGAUGAGCAAUCGGUGAGCAGUCCUACAUACUCCAAAUUAGACUGAAUGGCCUUUGUCAGAUCUGUUACAUAUAAUCCAAAGAGCUGGAAGAGAUCCCAAGAGCAGGAACACACAAUUAAAGCACUCCCAACAGAUGGCCAUCCAGCCUGUUAAAAACUUCUAAACAAGGAGGUUUUAAAACAGGCGGUGGCAGCAUAUUCCACUGCUAAACAGCUCUUACUAUUGGGAAGUUCUCCCAAGUGUGUAGGUUGCAUCUCUUUCCUGUAAUUUGAAUCCUUUGUUCUGUGUCCUAAGCUCUAAAGCAAGGGUCCCCAAACUAAGGCCCGGGGGCUGGAUGCGGCCCAUCGAAGCCAUUUAUCCGGCCCCCACACACAAGGGCAGAAGGGAGUUGGGCUAAGUGACCCAAGGGGGUCUCUUCUUCUCUUCCAACCCUAAUUAUUAUUAUUAUUAUUAUUAUUAUUAUUAUUAUUAUUAUUAUUAUUAUUAUUAAC